Molecule: messenger RNA, 1237 nt
Organism: Cajanus cajan (pigeon pea)
Lineage: Eukaryota; Viridiplantae; Streptophyta; Magnoliopsida; Fabales; Fabaceae
Source: RefSeq, a predicted model, not a curated record
GAGUAAGGGUCAAGUGUUACUCAAGCCUUCAUCAUUUCUCUUUUCAGCUUUGAUUAGUGUGGCCUAGUUGUUUUUCUCAAUGAGAAAAUCUUCCACUUUGCAAUGCACACUUUUGUGCAUUUGGGUGCUGCUUGCUAGCUUCAGUCAUGCUCCUUUUGUUUCGGCCACAACUGAAACUUCAGGGAAUGAAGUGAACACCAAUGGGAAUGCUAUAAACGAAGAGUUAGUAAAACCAAAUCUAAAAGGACACGACGAAGAAGCAAAAUUCAAAUUUAUUCCAAAGCCAAUUCCUAUAAUUAAGCCUGUUCCAAAGGUAAUUCCUAUAAUCAAGCCUGUUCCAAAGGUGAUCCCUGUUGUUAAACCUAUCCCUAUUCCAGUUUAUAAGCCUGAACCAAAGGUAAUUCCCAUUGUUAAACCAGUUCCAAAGGUAAUUCCUAUUGUUAAGCCAGUUCCAAAGACAGUUCCCAUUCUCAAACCAAUUCCUAAUGAAGAAGAAAAAUUCAAAGGGUUUUUUCCAAAACCAGUUCCUUUUGUUAAACCAAUUCCUAUUAUUAAGCCUGUACCAAAGGUAAUUCCUAUUAUUAAACCUGUACCAAAGGUUGUUCCCAUUGUUAAGCCAAUUCCUAUUUUGAAACCUGUACCCAUUGUUAAGCCAAUUCCUAUUUUGAAGCCUGUGCCAAAGGUUGUUCCCAUUGUUAAGCCAAUUCCUAUUUUGAAACCUGUACCAAAGGUUAUUCCCAUUGUUAAGCCAAUUCCUAUUUUGAAACCUGUACCCAUUGUUAAGCCAAUUCCUAUUUUGAAGCCUGUGCCAAAGGUUGUUCCCAUUGUUAAGCCAAUUCCUAUCUUGAAGCCUGUACCAAAGGUUGUUCCCUUUGUUAAACCUAUACCAAAACCAAUUUUAGGGGACAAGCCUAUCCCUGGUGUUGAAUCAGAGGAAUUUCUAAAACCAAAGCCUUUCUUCAAAAAGCCUUUUCCUAAACUACCACUUCACCCCAAAUUGAAGAAACCAUUUCUACUACCAUUGCCAAUUAACAAGCCAAUUCCAACUCCAUGAGAUCAUAAUGCCCUAGCUAAAUCCUCGAACAAUAAAGUAUCUUAAAUUCAAUUGUGUUUGCAUGAUCCUUUCGUACUCCUCUCGUGUACUCUAUCUAGUAAAUGUUUCUGUUCAAUGAAGAUAUCGGUAUUAUCGUUUGUUGAUCGAUUAUAUUAAUGCAAGAAAUGGAACUAGUUUUUCAGU